Messenger RNA from Uncinocarpus reesii 1704, 1320 nucleotides. RefSeq lists its product as uncharacterized. Gene Ontology annotation, cellular component: membrane. The transcript is spliced from 7 exons. NCBI's taxonomy places the organism in Eukaryota, Fungi, Ascomycota, Eurotiomycetes, Onygenales, Onygenaceae. The record is from RefSeq and is a predicted model, not a curated record. Bases 1 to 1320 code for a protein of 439 amino acids.
AUGACCUUCCAAACGCUCAAUAUUAAUUUCCGCUUUUUGACGAACUCUGCGAGGCCAGCUCGAGAUGAAUCCCUCCGAUUUCAGAUCCUGGCACAUUUUCAGAGCUUGGAUCUGGAAUACGAGACGAUCGUCAAUGGCACGGAUCCUGACGCUCAAAUAAUCGUCGAGGUUGUGCUCCAAUUCGCAAUCUUGAGAAGAGGUUCAUCCUGGGAGUGGUUGUCGACGCAAGUCUGGAUUCGCCCAUUCAAAGAUUCCGUUCACGCCCUUGGAAAAGAGCCGCAGAACACACGGAUUGCAGCCUUUUCUCCCUCUUCAGCUGGACAGGCUGCCGUCACACCAAUGAGAGCGAGCGAGCAACCGAGAACCCUCCACCAAGCGGAAGGGAUUCUAAACUUAGCUCUCGUGUGCUCACCGAACUUUCUGGCAGGCUGUUUCAACCUUCGAAAAUCAUCAUUUUGCAGGCCGAUUGUGAGUCGUGAGCAAUCCUUGCAGAUGCUAGGCACUCGACGCGGCUCCAUGGACCAAAACGAACCCGUCAAGUCGGCAGGUCGGGAGCUGGUGCCGGGGAAAAAGACAUCUGGCGGCAAGGCAAUGCGUGUCUGGUGCUCUGCCGUUGAAAGGGAAUAUUAUCAUCAUCCAGCGCAUGAGAAUUACAGCGGUAAUCAGAAGAAGACCGGUUUGUUAUGUAUGAAUUUUCCGUCAGUAUAUAAGGCCGCCGUUGGCCCGCGUGGUCGACGUUGUGCCAGCCUGGAUCUAUAUCCCAUUCACACCAACGGCAACACACCGGUUAUCCUUGCCAUCAACUAUCCUACAGAGCGCAUUAAAGGCCUCUACCAGACCUUCAAAGAAUCGAAAACCAUGGAGAACGGCCCUGUUUCACUCGGCCUGCGCGGUGUCCAGGCCGUGUUCGGCAUCAUCGUCCUCGGUCUCACAGCAUAUAUCGCAUCCGAGCUGAGCUUCUUCACUUCCGAUAUUAUCAACUUCAUGAUCUUCAACGGCGUCUGGACCGCUUUCAUCGUCGUUCCCUACAUGAUCCUCGCUCCCAUGUUCUUCCCCAUCGCCGCCCACCUCUAUGCUAUCAUCGCCGUCGAUGCCGUCACAAUGAUCUUUUGGUUUGCCGGCUUCAUCGCUCUCGCUGCCAGAAUUCCCACCAACAGCGAUUGUAAUGGUAAUCCUAUCUGCGGUUCUUACAAGGCUGCGACUGCGUUUGGCGCUUUCGAAUGGGCUUUGUUCGUCGCCACUCUCGUUCUCGUGGUUCUUCCCGUUGUUCGGAACCGUGGAGGCCCAAAGCCAAACGAGGGCGUGGCACCGGCUGUCUAA